CGCUUACUCCGAUGCGUCGCGCAGCGCAGGUGUUGUGCAAGGCUGGCGGCUCCGCCGCCGCUCGCGUCGGGUCCUCCCCCGCGCUCGCCUUCGGCGCGAGACCGCUCGGCGUCGCGUUCGCGCGCGGGAUGGCGCAGGAGACCCGCCCCGGGCUCGCCCCGCCGCCGGCCAAAAACGUCGACCACGAGCACGCGACCGGGCUCGAGCUCAGAGAGCUCCAGGCCGCCGCGGAGGGGAAGGAUUUCUUCGAUCACUACGAUUUUCUCCAGGCGCCGAACGGGACGGAGGAGAAGCCCGUGGAGGUGAAGAGCUCGAUGCCGUAUCGCAUCGUCGGCGCGACGGACCCGGACGACGACUGCAUCGUGCACUGGGGACGCGUCGAGCGCGGGGGGCCGCCGGUCAAGAUCGGCUACGAGUGGUUCGUGCACAAAUCCGUCGAUCACCUGAGUUGACGCGCGGGGGCUCGCGAUCAUCGUGUGACGACACGACCGAGGAGGAGGAGGAGGAGGAGGAGGAGGAGGAGGAGGAGGCGCGGAACGUUUUUUUCCUCGGCUCCUCUUCGAGCGAAGACGAGGCUCGGAUCCCCCGCGAGUAGCGCGGGGUGGAGAGUUGG
Messenger RNA from Micromonas pusilla CCMP1545, 613 nucleotides. RefSeq lists its product as uncharacterized. Lineage: Eukaryota; Viridiplantae; Chlorophyta; Mamiellophyceae; Mamiellales; Mamiellaceae. Gene Ontology annotation, cellular component: mitochondrial envelope. The transcript has 3 exons. Gene Ontology annotation, biological process: mitochondrial electron transport, cytochrome c to oxygen. Bases 12 to 452 code for a protein of 146 amino acids. The record is from RefSeq and is a predicted model, not a curated record.